Molecule: messenger RNA, 3241 nt
Organism: Sphaeramia orbicularis (orbiculate cardinalfish)
Lineage: Eukaryota; Metazoa; Chordata; Actinopteri; Kurtiformes; Apogonidae
Gene: arfip1
Product: ADP-ribosylation factor interacting protein 1 (arfaptin 1)
Exons: 10
Coding region: 260-1765 (501 amino acids)
Biological process (GO): regulation of Arp2/3 complex-mediated actin nucleation; intracellular protein transport
Cellular component (GO): trans-Golgi network membrane
Molecular function (GO): phospholipid binding; protein domain specific binding
Source: RefSeq, a predicted model, not a curated record
GGUCCGCUCCAGCUGACAGCCGAGGGCCGCAGUGGAUCAGUCUUUCCGGGGUUCAAACAGCAAACCCUGUGUGGUUGUUGGGAACGAAAGGACGCCGAUGGUAAAUUGGUAGUCAUUAUUUCUGUGCAACGUUAGUAUUAACAGCAGACGCACUGCCUUCGGAGACAACAUCCACCCCUGCUGCACGGAUACAAGGAUUUCAGUUUCUUCCACGGCUAGCAGUUAACAGCUAAAUAGUUAGCCACGGCCGCAGACAGGUAUGUCUGAAGUUAGUCUUGAGGCUGAAUCGGGGAACACCUCAGCCGAGGACCCUCAGAUGGAUUGUGAGGAGGCUGACAAAGCAGUGGAGAGUUUGAGUGAGGAUGUAAAGCAGGAGAAUGUAGACAGCAGUGAUUGGAAAGAUGACAGAGCUGGUGUGCUGUACGACAUUGAUAUUGACAGUGCUGAAGAGAAUGCAGAGAGCAAGGACAAGGAUGUUGAGGAGGAGGAGGAGGGCAUUCAGAGUGAGAGGGUGCAGUGCAGUGAAGGUGAAGCUGCAUACACAACUGGCAGUGUAGACAAUGGGGAACGCAGGACAGAAACACCUGAAACACCAGAGGAAAGUGGAGAGUCACACACUCAAACAAAGGACAGCACAAUGGCUGAGGAUUCCCACAGAGGCUCAGCUGCUGAGAUCCCAGUUACCAGCAACGGGGACCUGGAUCAGAGCCCUGACACAGUAUUUCAAAGGGAAUCGUAUCCUAGUGGCCCUGGGGCCCUAAACCUGUCUGAGUCUUGCGUCACGUCCAGCAACUUCGCUUCAACAACAGAGGGCAUCAUUGAAUCAGGACCGUUCAAAGGGUCAGUCAGCCUGCCCACGUCCCCCGUGACCCCUGUAGCUCCCAGCUCGGCUGUCGGUAGCCGCCUGGCUCGCUCUUCCAGCGAAAGUCAGGCUGACACAGGUCCAAUGAACGCACAGCCAAAGAGUGGAGCGGUGGUCCUUGCAGAUGACUUAAAGAACCCUGCCAUGGAAAAACUGGACCUAGUGAGAAAGUGGAGCAUCAACACUUAUAAAUGCACAAGGCAAAUCCUGUCAGAGAAGCUGGGUCGGGGCUCAAAGACCGUGGACCUGGAGCUGGAGGCGCAGAUCGAAGUUCUUCGCGACAACAAGAGGAAGUACCAGAAUGUGAUUAAACUGGCUCAGACACUGGCCAAUCAGCUCUCCCAGAUCAUGCAGACGCAAAGGCAGCUGGGCGACGCCUUCGCUGACCUCAGUCUCAAAUCGCCAGAACUCCACGAGGAGUUCGGAUACAAUGCUGACACCCAAAAGCUUUUGUCCAAAAACGGAGAGACACUUCUGGGUGCCAUCAACUUCUUCAUCUCUAGUGUGAACACACUUGUGGACAAAACAAUUGAAGACACCAUGAUUAAUAUCAAACAGUAUGAAAUUGCAAGGGUUGAGUAUGAUGCAUAUCGCACAGACCUGGAGGAAUUAAACCUGGGCCCACGCGAUGCCACCACCAUGCCGAAGAUCGAGCAGUCCCAAAUGCAGUUCCAGAUGCACCGUGAGAAGUACGAGAGGAUGCGAAAUGACGUCUCCGUCAAGCUGAAGUUUCUAGAAGAGAAUAAGGUGAAGGUUUUGCACAAUCAGCUGAUCCUGUUCCACAACGCUAUAGCUGCGUACUACGCUGGAAACCAACAGCAGCUGGAACAGACACUCAAGCAGUUCCACAUCAAGUUGAAAAUGCCGGGUGGGGACAGUCCGUCUUGGCUGGAAGAGCACUAAAACACUCACCUUUCGGCUCUCGCUGCUCAGUUUGGGGUUUUUGACCGAAGAUGUCGAAUUCCACAGAAAACUACCGAACCCCACUCCUGCUCCCUCCUCCAACUCUACUAUCACUGCCUUUCUAAAUUGUAAAUCUCUUGACAAAAUCUACAAAGAAAAAAAAACACAAUCUUUUACAGUUUUACUCUGUUUGACAUUAUACUAAAUCGUCAAAUCAUCAAAAAAAUGCACUUUUGUACUGUUUCUCUGUCGAACUGGAGUUGCUGCAGUAAAUACAUCUGGAAACUGUAAAAAUGGCCUUUAGUUUUCCAGCAAAUGAAUGUUAUGUCCCAGCACAACUGACAUGUUGGCUCUUUGAGGGCAGCUUUGGGGAUUUACACAAUGCCGUUUUAUCUGCUUUAUUUACGUUAUGAGGAUCGUCUUUAUAAAUCAACUCUCAUUGUAGAAUCUCUCAUGAUUUGAUUCGACACCUGUUGCGAUUUCAACAGGGUGUUUCUGGAACAAGCAAACAUUUAUUAAGUACUUUAACAUUACAUUUUUGUCUGUUCACAACAAAUCUUGCAUUCAUGUGAACUUUUAAUCAUUACCUUCUGCUUUCUAUUAUUUCCCUGUGAUUUAAUGUCUCGAUUCUCUUAAAUUCCAGAAAAAAAGUGAAGGACCAGCCUUACGUGACUUGAACGUGCCUUGAUUUCUUCCGUUUCUUCCCUGCCGUGCUCUCUGGUCUUGCUAAACCAAACUCAUUACAGGUUUUACAGGACCAAGUGUUGAAGUAAGACCAAACAUGCAUGAAACACUCCUCUACAGAUGUACAGUAAAAGUCUGUACCAGGGUAAAACACACCUCGGAACACAAAAUUAAAGUUGCGUUAACAUAUUCGAAGACAUGCUGUUCUCAAAGAUAUUUAUCCGCCUUGCACAUAUGCACAUUUUGAGACUAAUUACAAAAAACAUGUAAGAACUGUAUAAUAUGUAAGAUUUAAAACCAAAAUAUGAUUAACUUGAUAAAUUUCUUUGUGUUUUUUUUUGUACAUCUGAAAGACCAGCAUCCUUAGUCUGAGCUGCUAACAGGUUCUUAUAUUGGGGGUAUUUUUCCAACAAGACAUAUUGCACAGUGGUAUCGAUAACCAGCUGUUUGGUCCACAAUUUGAUGAUUUGUACUUUUCCUCACUUAGCAGCAGUUUGAGAGUGUGAAUCUUGUGCUACAAUCCAUUAUUACUCUGAAACAGAUGGAUCUAUAUUUGUAAUUUUCUCUAUUUUACCUUGAAUAUGUAGUCUAUGACCAAUGCUGCCAUUUGGCUCUGUCUUUUUUUUUUUUUUUCCUGAAUACAACACACAGAAUGAUGCUCUGGUACUUAUGUACUAGUGGAUCUUUGCUUUUGUAAUACUGAAACAUUAACAGAUGGUGGAGUAUAAAAAGAAAAAAAGGUUUCUGAAUGUCAUGUAACUUCAUUGGGAAAAUAAAAACUUCUUUACUGUA